Molecule: messenger RNA, 7290 nt
Organism: Hypanus sabinus (Atlantic stingray)
Lineage: Eukaryota; Metazoa; Chordata; Chondrichthyes; Myliobatiformes; Dasyatidae
Gene: arfgef1
Product: ADP-ribosylation factor guanine nucleotide-exchange factor 1 (brefeldin A-inhibited)
Exons: 40
Coding region: 282-5969 (1895 amino acids)
Biological process (GO): regulation of ARF protein signal transduction
Molecular function (GO): guanyl-nucleotide exchange factor activity
Source: RefSeq, a predicted model, not a curated record
GCUGCUUCCUUCCAACAUGGCGAUGGAAGGCCGGUAAUGGGGGAGCUUGGUGCUCGGCACAGGAACACUCCAGCUCCGGUUACACCGAGCUGCUCGCCGUUCCGCCGGCAUCGGCGGCACCCUGUGCUGCCCCUCUCUGCUUUUUGCUCGAUCGGGCAGGUCUCAAGGCGGGGUGGCAAAGAAAAAGAAAGAACAGCGAAUAAAUUAAUAAUAAUCGGAAAAUCCAGCAGGAGAGAGAGUGGGGGGAGAGCCCCGGGCCGCUUUUGAGGGGCCAGCGCGUCAUGUAUGAAGGGAAAAAGACGAAAAACAUGUUUCUCACCAGGGCGCUUGAGAAGAUUCUGGCGGAUAAGGAGGUGAAGAAGGCGCAUCACUCUCAGUUGCGCAAAGCAUGCGAGGUGGCACUGGAGGAAAUAAAAUCAGAAACAGAAAAACAAAGUCCUCCCCAUGCAGAAGCAAAAGCUCUAUCUGGGACUUUACCCCCAGUCAAAUCAAAGGCAAAUUUCAUUGAAGCAGACAAAUAUUUUCUCCCUUUUGAGUUGGCAUGCCAGUCGAAGUGUCCCCGCAUAGUCAGCACAUCUCUUGACUGUUUACAGAAACUAAUUGCUUAUGGCCAUCUCACUGGUAAUGCCCCAGAUAGUACAACACCUGGCAAGAAAUUAAUUGAUAGAAUCAUAGAAACUAUAUGUGGAUGUUUCCAAGGCCCACAAACAGAUGAAGGUGUACAACUCCAGAUAAUUAAGGCUUUGCUAACUGCUGUGACAUCUCAGCACAUCGAAAUACAUGAAGGAACUGUGUUGCAGGCUGUAAGAACAUGUUACAAUAUCUACUUGGCCAGUAAAAAUUUAAUAAAUCAAACCACAGCCAAGGCAACAUUAACACAGAUGUUGAAUGUUAUAUUUGCACGAAUGGAAAACCAAGCACUGCAGGAAGUGAAACAAAUGGAAAAGGAGAGACUUCGGCAACAGCAUCACCUCCAGCAGGCUCCUGUGAACCAGUAUGAACCUGAAUCCCCACAACUGAGUCGACUUGAGGAGCAGCCAGUCCUUGAGCUGGCUCAAAUACCUGAAAUAGAAUCAGACCAUAUCAAUGAGGUUGAUAAACCUAUUCAGGAAGAUGCAGAGCCAGAAAAUGGAACUGACAUUUGUAAUGCAGAAAAUGAACAAACGGAAGUUGACCAAGCCACUGCAGCAAAAAGUUUUGAAAAAGGGAUUGCAGGCAGCAGUCAUGGGGAGGGUCUUGAAUUUGAGGAUAAUGUACAGGAAAUUGUACAGAACAUUCUACAAGAAUUGGUGACCACAGUUGGAGGACCUCUCCCUACUACGCAUCUAGGAGGAUGGAACGAUGUGGGAUUUGGACCUCCCCACUACCAUCCUCAGUGCUGCUGUGAUUGGCCAGUAAAAAGUUCAAUUGAAGAUUUGGAAGAGAAACCAAGUUGUUCUGAAAAUAAUUCUGGCAUCAUAGAUGAAGAAGCACCAGUAGUCAAUGAAGCAGACAGCGUUCAUUCCAAUGGAAUUCCAGGGACACCAAUCUCCAUGUCAUAUGCUCCAUCUCUGCCUGAUGACAGAUUGUCAGUUUCAUCCAGUGAUACUCAGGAAUGUGGAAUCACCCCAGGAGGUCCUUCUAGUGCUAAGUUCUCUCAUAUUCUACAGAAAGAUGCUUUUUUGGUCUUCAGAUCAUUAUGUAAGCUCUCCAUGAAACCACUUUCUGAUGGUCCCCCUGAUCCAAAGUCUCAUGAAUUGAGGUCAAAGAUCCUUUCACUACAGUUACUUCUGUCAAUUUUACAAAAUGCCGGACCAAUCUUUCGAACAAAUGAGAUGUUCAUCAAUGCAAUUAAGCAAUAUCUUUGUGUAGCCUUGUCAAAAAAUGGUGUGUCUUCUGUACCAGAAGUAUUUGAAUUGUCACUUUCCAUCUUCCUCACUCUCUUGUCAAACUUCAAGACUCACCUGAAAAUGCAGAUUGAGGUAUUCUUCAGAGAAAUAUUUCUUUAUAUAUUGGAAACUUCUACAAGUUCAUUUGAUCAUAAAUGGAUGGUAAUACAAACUCUGACCAGAAUAUGUGCAGAUGCGCAAAGUGUGGUGGACAUUUAUGUAAAUUAUGAUUGUGACUUAAAUGCUGCAAACAUCUUCGAAAGAUUGGUUAAUGACUUGUCUAAAAUAGCCCAAGGACGAGCUGGUCAUGAACUGGGAAUGACCCCUGUUCAGGAACUCAGUCUUCGGAAGAAGGGCUUGGAGUGUUUGGUUUCAAUUUUGAAGUGUAUGGUGGAAUGGAGUAAAGAUCUAUAUGUGAAUCCAAACUCGCAGACCAGUCUUGGCCAAGAAAAAUCUUCAGAGCAAGACAGCAAUGAAAGCAAGUAUCCUGACACGAUAAAUCGAUAUGGGAGUAUCAAUUCAUUGGAUUCCACAGCAUCAUCAGGCAUUGGCAGCUAUAGUACCCAGACUUCUGGUGCAGACAACCCAGAACAGUAUGAAGUUUUGAAACAGCAGAAGGAAAUCAUAGAACAAGGGAUUGACCUAUUUAAUAAGAAACCAAAAAGAGGAAUACAGUAUCUCCAAGAGCAAGGAAUGCUUGGCACGACACCUGAUGAUAUUGCCCAAUUUCUACAUCAAGAAGAACGAUUAGAUACGACACAAGUGGGUGAAUUUGUAGGAGAUAAUGACAAGUUUAAUAAAGAAGUCAUGUACGCAUACGUGGAUCAGUUGGACUUCUCUUCGAAAGAUUUUGUGUCAGCUCUCCGUAUGUUUUUGGAGGGUUUCCGUCUGCCGGGAGAAGCUCAGAAAAUUGACCGAUUAAUGGAAAAAUUUGCAGCCAGAUAUCUGGAGUGCAACCAAGGACAAACACUUUUUGCAAGUGCAGACACUGCAUAUGUCUUAGCAUAUUCUAUCAUUAUGCUGACAACAGAUCUUCACAGCUCACAGGUGAAGAAUAAAAUGACAAAAGAUCAAUAUAUUAAGAUGAAUAGAGGAAUUAAUGACAGCAAAGAUCUGCCAGAAGAAUAUUUGUCAGCCAUCUAUGAUGAAAUAGCAGGAAAGAAAAUUUCAAUGAAAGAAACGAAGGAGCUAACAAUCAAAUCCUCCAAACAGAAUGUAGCUAGUGAAAAGCAAAGAAGACUUUUAUAUAAUUUGGAGAUGGAACAAAUGGCUAAAACUGCUAAGGCUCUCAUGGAGGCUGUUAGCCAUGUACAGGCGCCUUUCACUAGUGCUACGCACCUGGAUCAUGUUAGGCCAAUGUUUAAACUGGCUUGGACACCCUUUUUGGCAGCUUUCAGUGUGGGUUUACAAGACUGUGAUGAUACCGAGGUUGCCUUUCUUUGCCUGGAGGGCAUACGCUGUGCCAUCCGUACAGCCUGUAUCUUCAAUAUUCAGCUUGAAAGGGAUGCCUACGUGCAGGCCCUUGCACGAUUUACUUUAUUAACAGCAAGUUCUGGUAUCACUGAAAUGAAACAAAAGAACAUUGAUACUAUCAAAACUCUCAUCACUGUGGCUCACACAGAUGGCAACUAUCUUGGGACCUCCUGGCAUGAGAUUUUAAAAUGUAUUAGUCAGUUGGAACUGGCUCAGUUAAUAGGUACAGGAGUAAAAGCACGUUACAUUUCUGGAACAGUUCGAGGCAGAGAAGGAUCCGUUUCUGGAGCCAGAGAUCAAGCUGCUGAUGAAUUUCUGGGCCUUGGAUUGGGCACAUUGGUUGGUGGGACUGUGGACCGAAAGCAGAUAGCCAGCAUCCAGGAAUCCAUUGGUGAGACAAGCUCUCAGAGUGUUGUUGUAGCAGUAGACAGGAUCUUUACAGGAUCAACAAGAUUGGAUGGAAAUGCUAUUGUUGAUUUUGUGCGCUGGCUUUGUGCUGUGUCCAUGGAUGAGUUAGCCUCACCAACGCAUCCAAGAAUGUUCAGCCUUCAGAAGAUAGUUGAAAUAUCAUAUUACAACAUGGGUCGAAUCAGACUGCAGUGGUCCAGAAUUUGGGAGGUUAUAGGAGACCAUUUUAAUAAGGUUGGCUGCAAUCCCAAUGAAGAUGUUGCCAUUUUUGCUGUAGAUUCUCUGAGGCAAUUGUCAAUGAAAUUCCUGGAGAAAGGUGAACUUGCUAAUUUCAGGUUUCAGAAAGAUUUCUUAAGACCUUUUGAGCACAUAAUGAAAAAGAACAGAUCUCCAACAAUCAGAGAUAUGGUAGUCCGUUGCAUUGCACAAAUGGUUAAUUCUCAGGCCGGUAAUAUUCGUUCUGGAUGGAAGAAUAUUUUCUCUGUGUUUCACCUAGCAGCCUCAGAUCAAGAUGAGAGUAUAGUUGAGCUAGCAUUCCAAACUACAGGACACAUUGUCAUGAAUGUAUUUGCAAAGCACUUCCCAGCAACAAUAGAUUCCUUUCAAGAUGCAGUGAAAUGUUUGUCAGAGUUUGCCUGCAAUGCUGCUUUUCCAGAUACGAGCAUGGAAGCAAUUCGUCUCAUUCGUCACUGUGCAAAAUAUGUGUCUGAGAGACCACAGGCUUUCAGAGAAUACACAAGUGAUGAUAUGAAUGUUGCUGCUGAAGACAGAGUAUGGGUGAGAGGAUGGUUUCCAAUUCUGUUCGAGUUAUCAUGCAUAAUUAACAGAUGCAAAUUAGAUGUAAGAACUAGGGGAUUAACUGUGAUGUUUGAAAUAAUGAAAACUUACGGUCAUACUUUUGAGAAACAUUGGUGGCAAGAUCUGUUUAGGAUUGUUUUCAGGAUCUUUGACAAUAUGAAACUUCCAGAACAACAGACUGAGAAAGCUGAAUGGAUGACCACCACUUGUAACCAUGCACUUUAUGCUAUCUGUGAUGUAUUUACUCAGUACUUUGAAGUACUGAAUGAUGUCCUAUUGGAUGAUAUUUUUGCACAGUUGUACUGGUGUGUGCAGCAAGAUAACGAACAACUCGCACGAUCUGGAACUAAUUGUCUGGAAAAUGUUGUUAUUCUGAAUGGAGAAAAAUUUUUACCAGAAACAUGGGACAAAACUUGCAAUUGCAUGUUGGACAUCUUCAAGACCACUAUUCCUCAUGCUUUAUUAACAUGGCGACCCUCACAGUCUGAAGGUGACUCUCCGAUGCAAAAUGAAGCUGGCGAAAAGCAAAUGGAUGCUGUUUCUCAAAAGUCUGUGGAUGUCCUAAGUAAGGGUGAAGAUCAGCUAUCUGUGACCAGCACAGAAAAGAAUCCUUUAGACUGGCGUCAGAGCCAGUUUAGUCUUGGAUCCAAUGCCAGUGACGAUGCUGCUAAAUCUAAGACGUCAUCAAAAGUACAAGAGCAAAAAUUGUUUGCUGCACUCCUCAUCAAAUGUGUCGUCCAGCUGGAAUUAAUUCAGACAAUCGACAAUAUUGUGUUCUUUCCUGCAACCAGCAAAAAGGAGGAUGCUGAGAACUUGGCAGCAGCUCAGAGGGAUGCAAUAGAUGCUGAUGUGCAUGUUGAAAAGCAAGACCAAGGAAUGUAUCAUUAUUUAACUUCAAAACAACUUUUCAAACUGCUUGACUGUCUAUUGGAAUCUCAUCGAUUUGCCAAGUCCUUUAAUUCCAAUAAUGAACAGAGAACUGCACUAUGGAAAGCAGGUUUCAAAGGCAAGUCAAAGCCCAAUCUUUUAAAGCAAGAGACCAGUAGCAUUGCUUGUGGCUUGCGUAUCCUGUUUCGUAUGUACACAGAUGAAAAUCGUAGUGAUGCCUGGGCGGAAGUUCAGCAUCGAUUAUUAAAUGUUUGCAGUGAAGCUCUCAGCUACUUCCUCACACUUACCUCAGAAAGUCAUCGAGAAGCCUGGACAAAUCUCUUGCUACUAUUUUUAACUAAAGUCCUUAAAAUAAAUGAUGAAAGGUUCAAGGCCCAUGCAUCAAGGUACUACCCCCUUUUGUGUGAAAUUAUGCAGUUUAAUCUGAUUCCUGAAUUGAGGGCUGUUCUACGGAAGUUUUAUCUCCGCAUUGGUUUAGUCUUUAAAAUAUCUCAUCCUUCAGAGCAAGAGCAUGAAUGCACCAACAAGGAAUGAUAACCGAUCUUAGCUGAGGCAUUCUUGUCUAUAAAUCGGAAAAGGACCAGACAUUUUGCCUACUUUGAUUCUCUCCUCCUGCCUCGAUCCUCCUUGAUCUUUUUGUAAAGGAUGGUGCUUAAAUCUGUUGAUUUAACCUGCCUAAAGAUGUGGAUAAGUGAACUGUGAACUAAGUUCAAACUGAUUUAUUUUAUUGAAUUAAUUAUCUGAAGAUAUAGACUGAAUGCUGACACACGCUGAGCAUGGAAUCGUCACAUAUUGAAAUGUUAUUUGUGUCGAGAAGAAUGCUGAGACUCAGAUGGAACAUAAAGAGGAUACAGUGAACGUCCUAUAAUGGAGAAAUAUUUAAAUGAGUACUGUGGUUUGACAAUGAGUAAUAUAUAUGCUGUAAGGGAAAUAUAAUCUUGUUGCAUCUUACAGGCAGGUUAGAAAGUAAAAUUAAUUUUGAGUUUCUUACUCUAGCAGGUCUCUUGAGCAUUAUUUAGUAACUAUUUUUUGUUUGCACAGCUCAAGAUCUUUAGUUAUAAUGACCAUCCUUCUGUGAAAUCUGUUGUACAGAGAUACAAAUCUGUAAAAUACAAUUUUAACACUAUAUAGUUCUUCCAGAAUGAAUUUCUUUUAUUUCAUUAUUUUCUGUUAAUUUGUUGGAGUCACUGCAAUUUUGUUGUUCAUUGUAUGCACUGGGUUGUUUUUGCUUUUGGCUUUUGUGAAUAUUUUACAAUUUUCUUUAAUAUUGCUCAUGCAGAUGCAUUGGACCCUGGGAGCUAUGUGCUUAAUUGUUAGUGAAAGGAGGCACUAAGGCCAUUACAUUAAUACAUUUAGUGAAAUGGUUACCCUGUCAAUAAAGAUGAGCUUUCCCUACCUGUAUAUUACAGAUUGGGGCCUAUUAUUUAAACAAAAUGAUUGAUCCUGUCAACUGGAACUUGAAUCAUUGCAGGUUGAUCUGAGGUGCAUCUGCACUGACAAAACUGUGUCCAUGUUUAAUGUAGGUUCUACUGUCUAUGUAUAAAAUUGAUGUUAAAUUAAAUAUAUUGAAUAAUGAGUCAGUUUUGGGGCUUGGGAUGAUGAAAUAUAUUGAAAUCUAAUUAUUAAGAGGCUGUGAACGGGGCUUUAAUUAAAAAAAAAGUGGAUACAGGAGUUCCAAGCAUUCCUCGUCACUAUGGAUGUAGAAAAUAAAUAUUUGGAGAAGGAUGAAAUAUAUAUGGUACAGACAUGUAAAGUUUUCUAUGUAAAAAAAUGUACAACUUUCUGUACAAUAUUGGUUAUCAUCUGGCGUAUUCUAAUCAGGUCAUAGCUCAAUAAAGUUUUGAACUCUCUUUUA